Molecule: messenger RNA, 2275 nt
Organism: Leguminivora glycinivorella
Lineage: Eukaryota; Metazoa; Arthropoda; Insecta; Lepidoptera; Tortricidae
Exons: 3
Coding region: 721-2121 (466 amino acids)
Molecular function (GO): lipid binding
Source: RefSeq, a predicted model, not a curated record
UCGUUUUGCCAGUUCUUAAAAAGAAGCUGAUUUGACUACCUAGUAGGAAACUAGCCUAUUCACCUAUUCUAUAGCUUAUUUUUUAAAUUAGGUCGAUUUGUAGUUUUUUUUUUUACUCGAAUCGAAACAAGAUCCCAGGCCAAAUAAUUAAAGUGUCGUGCAUUGAAAACUUGAAAAAAUAUGUAAAUAAGUAUAUAAUGCUGUUCAGAUUUAGAAGCUGCCCUUGCAUUAUAUGUAACCGGCGUUUCAACAUUCAUUGAACUGAACAACCCAAAUUGACCUGUGCGAUAUGACGAUAUCACAUCACAUGUCGUGUUGUCAAUUUAAUAAUGUAUUCCUGCACUUCCGUAAAUUACCUACGUACCUACUUAGUUGUCGGUGUAAAUAGGCAGAAAGGAUACGCAUUCACUGAAUGAUAAGAAUAUCUAUAUACUUAUUAGAAAUUAUUAGGCUAAUACCUCUGCAGUAUUGUGUAGAGAUUAAACGAACGAGACACAAAGCUCCACGUGAAUAUUUUAAAGAUACCUAAUCCUAUUGUCCGCAAUGCAUUAACUAAUGCAUUUCAAAAUAACCACGAGACAUGAUUAGUACUUAGUACCGAGUCCCUACGAUAACAAACUAAGGCGAAAUGUGACGCGGCGGACGAUAAACUGUGACCCCUCCCGGACGGGACGGGGACGACGCGACGAGUAGUAGACCGCUCGGGACGCGCACGCGAGGAUGUGGGCGCGCGCGCUGCUGCUCGUCGGCCUCUGCUGCUGCUGCUGCCGCGCCGACGCCGACGCCGACCUAAACCAAGAUGCGGACAUACAAGAUGAAAAUACAUCGGAAAUGCUUGCCGAAGGCGAAGAGAGGUUAAGCAAGAAGAUUAUACAAAUCCUAGAACAUUUCAAACAGCCGGACCCCAUCGGGAUCCCCGGCGCGGACAUCCCGGAGCCGUACCCCGUGCCCGACAUGAAGCAGACCAUCUCCUUCGGCACCACGCUCCACUUCACCAACACCGCCGUCUACGGAAUCAGCAAAUUCCGAAUACUCCACGUCGACGCUGAAAUUGGAGCUAUGGAGGUGCACGCGGCCAUGCUGAUAGACAAGCUGCAGGCGCGGGGCAAGUACACGAUGUCGACGUGGGUGAACAAGGCGCAGGGGCCCUUCACGGUGGACGUCAGCGGGCUGCGCCUCACCGCCAAGGCCAACCUCGGAGUCGAGCGCGACGGCAAGCUCAGGGCGCAGGACAUCCUCAUGGAUAUAUCUUUUAACACGAUAUCCAUGAAUUUCCAAAACUUGGGCUUGUUCGGAGCCAUGUUCCAAGGAAUAGUCAAUUCCGUUGGAAACUUUUUGUUCGACUCCAUUAAACCAUAUAUUCUUAAAGAAGCUUACACUAAAGCGAGGGCUGAAAUAAAUAAAAAAUUGGAUGAAGUCGCUGGAGAUAUGCAGUUCCCUAACUCAAUUUCACCGUUAGACAUGGUGAUAGCGGACGCCAGAAGAAAAGUACGCGAGAUGGAUAUGGACCCGUACAGAGUAAACGAUUACAACGCUACGGUUAGCAUAUUUUCUGUAUCUUUAUCCAACACCUGGGUGACCGGCGCGUCGUCGUUUCAUAGAGUCGGCAACAUUACUCUAAAAAUGCAGAACAAUACUGCUAUAGCAGAUUUUGAAAUAGGCACUCAAAAAUUAGAAGGUACGACGCAGUGGAAUAUAGCCGCCCUCGGCGGGCUGGUGUCCCGAGCGGGCACCGCGUCCUUCUCGGUGGAGUACGUGGUGGCGCGGGUGGCGGUGGCGCAGCCGCUCGACACGCGCCAGAAGCCGGAGUUCCGGAACGUGGACCUCGAGGUGGGCAACAUCCAGGUGCGCUGCAACGGGGCCGGCACUCUCGACUACCUUAUUGAAUUCCUUGUCAAUAUAUUGCCUAAUCUAUUGAGAUACCAGAUUAUGGAUGCCUUGGAAGGACCUAUAAAAGAAAAGAUUCAGGCGGAACUAAAUAAAAUAAACGUCGAAGAAACUAUUAAACAAGAGUUACCAGAAUUAGACAAAAUGCAGGCACAAGGCUUAAAGUUAUCUGCUAUUAGAGGCGCUCCCAUUGCUACCGAAUCAUACGAUGAAGACGAUUUUUUUAAUUUUUAAUGGAAAUACCAAAAAGCAAUGUAUGUAGAUGUAAGUGUACAAAGUAGAAAAAUUAGUAGUGUUAGUAAGUAGGUACUUAUAUUUUUAUUUAAAUUAUUCAAAAAUGCUUAGAAAUAAUAAAAUACUCCCAAAAAAAAUACGUUAUUUGCCUAAA